Messenger RNA from Schizophyllum commune H4-8, 282 nucleotides. RefSeq lists its product as uncharacterized. The transcript has a single exon. Bases 1 to 282 code for a protein of 93 amino acids. NCBI's taxonomy places the organism in Eukaryota, Fungi, Basidiomycota, Agaricomycetes, Agaricales, Schizophyllaceae. The record is from RefSeq and is a predicted model, not a curated record.
AUGCUGCGUCGAAGCAGCCAUAGCAGACGCCGAUCCUACUGCGGUGAGGGAGGACGCAGAUACCGGGCUUUCGACAAUCGUGUCUCGCGCCCCAGUCCCCGCCCCGCUCUCCGCCGAGUUCUCCUCCGACCGCACGUCCAGUAUGGGCUCCAGCGUUAUCGGUACAUGCGAGAUUUCGGGCAGCCACGAGUGCGGCGAGGACCCGUACGACAGUGGGGGCGACGACGGCAGCGUCACGUCCAGCAGGUCCGGCGUACGCUCACGCAGGUCAGGAGUGGCUAG